Molecule: messenger RNA, 842 nt
Organism: Populus trichocarpa (black cottonwood)
Lineage: Eukaryota; Viridiplantae; Streptophyta; Magnoliopsida; Malpighiales; Salicaceae
Product: zinc finger protein ZAT12
Exons: 1
Coding region: 147-728 (193 amino acids)
Biological process (GO): response to stress; response to chitin
Source: RefSeq, a predicted model, not a curated record
GCCUCGUAUAAAUACAAACCGAUCUGGUCUCCCUUACUUCCAUUCCAUCCAUCAAAUAUUCAUACAAACACCACGUAGUGUAAACUUUGCUGCUCUUGCACACCAUUUAUAUUCUCACACACAUCACGCAGUUCAAUCUACAAGCUAUGAGCUCAAUUACAAUGAAGAGAGGGAGAGAAGAGGCAGAGUUAGACAUGGCCAAUUGCUUGAUGCUACUUUAUAAAGUUGGCAAAGCUGAUGAUCAUGAGCUGCCAACUAAUUAUAAAUCAUCGUCACCAUCCGGGGCCGGUCGCUUGUUUUCGUGCAAAACAUGUAACAAGAAUUUCUCUUCAUUUCAAGCGUUAGGAGGCCACCGUGCAAGUCACAAGAAACCAAAACUUGUGGGAUCAACUGGGAACUUGUUAAUGAAGUUGCCCAAUUCGCCUCCAAAGCCAAAGAAUCACCAGUGCUCUAUUUGCGGGCUUGAAUUUCCUAUCGGGCAAGCGCUUGGAGGUCAUAUGAGGAGGCAUAGGGCUGGUAAUAUUGAUGCUACCAGUAACAGUGCUGAUAAUGAACUGGCUGUGACUUAUCCACCUUUCUUACCAGCCAUCCCAGUUUUGAAGAAAUCGAAUAGCAGCAAGAGAGUCCUGUGCUUGGAUUUGAGCUUGGCACUGCCUAUGGAUCAGAAUGAGUCGGAGUUGCAGUUAAGGAAGGCCGGCACGCGACCUGUGUUGAAAUGUUUUAUCUAGGCUUUAAUUUUGAAUAGAUUUUUUAUUUUUUCUGUUCAUAUACCACCUUCUAGUACGACGCCUACGUACGUAGUUGGGAUUUUUUACUAAUCAGAUUCAUUCAGUUCUUUUGUA